Molecule: messenger RNA, 1007 nt
Organism: Drosophila albomicans
Lineage: Eukaryota; Metazoa; Arthropoda; Insecta; Diptera; Drosophilidae
Product: rhythmically expressed gene 2 protein
Exons: 1
Coding region: 126-899 (257 amino acids)
Source: RefSeq, a predicted model, not a curated record
UUUGUUCAGCACGAAAUUGUAAUGCUAUAAUUGGAGUAAGGAAAUUGACUUUUGAGCCCAAUGGCAUAUUUGGAAGCCUGAAGCACAGCCGCACAGCAGCUGGCCACACCGCUUCGUGUGCCAUAAUGUCGUUGACCGCACAAUUUGUGCGCAAUUUGCGAUCGUUUCGCCUGGUUACGUUCGAUGUAACGGAUACGCUGGUUAAGUUAAACGACCCUAUUGGACAAUAUGUGGCAACAGCUGCUGCCUGUGGCGUCGUGGGCUUGGACAAAUCCAAAAUGGCCGCCUGCUUCGGCCAGCAAUUCAAAUGGAUGAGCAAAACGUAUCCGAAUUUCGGCUGCAGCUCAUCAUCCAGUCCCUCCAUAAAGUGGCAAGACUGGUGGCGACAAUUGGUCACUCGCACAUUUGCCUGUGUCGACAAUCAAAUACCCAGCGAGAAGGUGGCCAUAAUAGCCGAGGAGCUGCUGACGCUAUUCCGCACUAGCGCAUGUUGGACGCCAGUUCCCGGUGCCCAGGAACUGGUGCAUCGCAUGCGCUUGGCAGGCAAAUGCGUCGGGGUUAUCUCCAACUUUGAUCCCUCGGUGGUACAGGUGCUGGAUGCAAUGGGCUUUGGCCAGCAGUUCGAUUUCAUUCUGUGCUCCUACGAAGCGGGCGUCAUGAAGCCAGAUCCGGGCAUCUUUCAGCUGGCACUGCGGCAGGCGAAGAUCUCAUCGGCCAAUCAGGCGCUGCAUAUUGGCAACAAGUACGACAUGGACUAUGCGGGCGCACGUCAAAGUGGCUGGAGCAGUUUGCUGGUCCAGCCCCAUCUCGAUGCUCAGCUCGAGGCAGCGGCGCAUCACACAUUUGGAAGUCUGGCGGAGAUGCUGGAGGCGCUGGAAACACAGGAGAUACGCUGGUGACCACGGACAUGUGUUAUUUUUACGCUGUUGUAUUUUAUUGGAUGAUGAAUUCUCUAGAGGAUUCUCACAGAGUAAUAGUUAACGACUAAAUAAAAAAAAAAACUUAUU